This is a messenger RNA of Nematocida homosporus, 816 nucleotides long. RefSeq lists its product as uncharacterized. Lineage: Eukaryota; Fungi; Microsporidia. The record is from RefSeq and is a predicted model, not a curated record. Bases 1 to 816 code for a protein of 271 amino acids. The transcript has a single exon.
AUGUUCAGGUUCUUAAAGGCAAUGCGUGUUAGGAGAUCUUAUCUUUGGAUUAGUGUUUUGUUAUUUGAGAUGUUAGGGUCGGGGUGGCUGAAUAUGAAGGUGGCUUGUAUUGAUGAUGCAGAGCAUCCAGAGCAAUCGAACUCUUCUCUCUCUAAUCCAAUAAUACCCACUCCCACAGCACAAACACCGCCUUAUCCAAUACCACCAGAACCUACAACAAUACCUAGUCAAUUAGCCCAGCGACUAGUAGACUUAAGCGUGAUUAGGAACCCACACAAACACACCUGGAUGCUCCACCGAACCCAAUACAAUACUUUCCAGUGGCUUCUUACGCUUAAUCCAGAGCAAACAAUUCCAAACAAUGACCCAGCACUUGGCCCAACCCAAUACAUUAUUGCUCCUAGGUGGUGGAAAGAAAGCGACUACAACAGCUGUUACCAGGAUCUGGCUCCCCUGCAGAGGAUCGUAAGUACCAGGCGCAUGGAGAUUCUAGACAUAGAGCUGAAACACGGCCGUACAGCCUUGAAGCUACUUCGUUUGCUGCUGCACAUUCUAGACACACCCCGAUUAGACGUAUACCUGAACAGACAGCCCCAGCACAGCAAAGACCCUCGUUUCGACUUGACGCAUGCUGACGUAAAUUGCCUAUUCGACGAUCUACCAGAAGGCAUAAGAGACCGAAGAACUUAUUUAUGCAUGCAGCUGCCAAACACCGCCGAUUCCGGGAUAGAUAUCCUCUGGUUGGCCAUCCAAGCGUACGAAUGGGUUGACUUAACAUUAAGAAGUGCUUGGGCUAGGCUUAUCGCUCUUUGGUAG